This is a messenger RNA of Saccostrea echinata, 1551 nucleotides long. RefSeq names its product sodium-dependent glucose transporter 1A-like. The transcript is spliced from 3 exons. The coding region runs from base 1 to 1551 and encodes 516 amino acids. Lineage: Eukaryota; Metazoa; Mollusca; Bivalvia; Ostreida; Ostreidae. The record is from RefSeq and is a predicted model, not a curated record.
AUGAAUAAUUCUGGCGUAGAUGAACAUGGUCAGGUUGAUAAGUUAGUGCAGGUGUUAAAAACCGGGGACGUGCUGAAUGGGACAGAAGAAAAUUCACAUGCUAGGAGAGAUGGCGGGAACUUUUGGUUUAAAUUGAAGAAAGACCAACACUUUCGAAGUAAAUACAUACUGACACUAGCAUACAUCGCCUCCUUUCUUACUCUAGGAUGGGCGGAAGGACAAUUCGGACCUACGUUUCCAGAUCUGCUACAUAUCACCAAUACAACUCUCGAGAAAGGUUCCCUAUUCUUUACGAUGAAUACUGUAGGUUACCUGUUGGGAUCCUUGCUGAUGGGUUUUCUGUUUGACAGGCGUCUCUUAGAUAGAAACCUUCUGAUGUUUCUGAUCAUCGCCGGAUAUGGCGUCAUCAUUGCUGUCAUACCGUGGUGUGAAAUGUAUGAGGUCAUGGUCACUGUUUUUAUUGUUAAAGGGUCCUUUGCUGGCGGCCUGGAUACGUGCGGUAACGCUGGACUGGUAACUACUUGGGGUAACGAUGGCAACACCUACCUCAGUGCUUUACAUUUUGCAUUUGCUGUUGGUGGAAUUCUUUCUCCCUUGGUAACUGCACCUUACGUCAUGUCGCUUAGUAAUAAUAUAUCUGCACUAAAUUUCACGAACACUGCCAAUUCUUCAGACAUUGGAAAUUCUAACGGAAGUACUUACCAUAUAACUAACCAUAUAACUACUUACCAUAUAACUAAACUGAUUCCAACUGAGAAGUCCUUUGAAGAUCGCUCAUCACUGAUUUAUAUUCCAUAUACAGUAACUGCGGGACUCUGUGUUAUGACAUCAAUUCCGUUUAUUAUUUUUUGUGGUAUUUCUCUUCAGAAAAGACUCGACAGGAAAACCUCGAAGGAAGACGGAAAGAAUAAAACGAAAUUAGAUCGACGUCUACGAAUCACGGGACUCAUAAAUAUUCUUAUCUAUAUAGCAGUGUAUGUAGCUGUAGAUAAAUCAUAUUCAAGCUUCUUGACAACAUUUAUUACGUCACAGUUGAACUGGACAAAUGCUAAUGGAAGCUAUCUCACAUCCGGAUACUGGGCUUCAUUUGCUGUUGGGCGCUUCAUUGGAAUUUUCCUAGUCCAAUGCGUUAGCCCGGCAAAAAUGCUAUUUACGUUCAAUUUUAUGCUACUGAUAUCUCUGCUUGGAUUUCUACUCACGUCACUAUAUGAUGUCAUAUAUUUUGUGUGGCUAUUUACUCUACUUAUAGGUUUUUCUUUGUCAGUCACUUUCCCCGUGGUCGUAAUGUGGACAGAACAAAAUUUUCUUCGGGUCAAUGGAAAAGUAGCAUCCAUGUUUCUAGUGGCAGCAUCCAUUGGGUUCAUUGUAAACCCUCCAUUUCUAGGGGCUUUAAUGGAGACUUAUACUUCAAUGUGGUUUAGUUAUUUGUUAUUUGGGGAAGCGGUUUGCCUAUAUAUCCUUUACUUCAGCGGUGUUUACAUCUCAAGAAAGAUUGCGUCAAGACAUACCAUCAUAGCAGACCAAGAACUAUCCGUUCUAUCGGGAACGUAA